This is a messenger RNA of Egretta garzetta (little egret), 503 nucleotides long. Its product is annotated as antimicrobial peptide THP2. Bases 106 to 300 code for a protein of 64 amino acids. Gene Ontology annotation, cellular component: extracellular region. The record is from RefSeq and is a predicted model, not a curated record. Gene Ontology annotation, biological process: defense response. Lineage: Eukaryota; Metazoa; Chordata; Aves; Pelecaniformes; Ardeidae. The transcript is spliced from 4 exons.
UCUCAGCCCCACAGCCAAAGCCCUCUGGAAGGAAAGGACCAAGACCAGGUCUUGUUUGGCUUCUGGGACCCACCUGAUAACCUGUGAUACAGCAAAUCCUCAGUCAUGAAGAUCCUUUACCUGCUCUUUUCUCUCCUCUUCUUGGCACUCCAGGUGUCUCCAGGUUUGUCUUCACCCCAAAGGGACAUGUUUCUUUGUAGAAAAGGGACCUGUCAUUUUGGAAGAUGUCCCUUCCAUCUGAUAAAAGUUGGAAGUUGCUUUGGAUUCCGCUCCUGCUGCAAAUUCCCAUGGGAUGUAUAGAAACUUUAUGGACUGUCCAUUCAAGAGCAAUGAAAAUUUCUUCUAAACCUAGGAAUUUGCUUUCAAUCCCCUUACUGAUCAAGUCACCGGAUCCUGCUACAAAGCCUCAUGUACCUUUCACUUUUAAUGCAAAAAGCUUUAUGGUGUAGAGUAAACCCAAAUGUGUUCUCCAUUGCUUUCCCUGCUUUUGAAUAAAUUGUUGU